This is a messenger RNA of Aphanomyces invadans, 5531 nucleotides long. RefSeq lists its product as hypothetical. Lineage: Eukaryota; Oomycota; Saprolegniomycetes; Saprolegniales; Verrucalvaceae. The transcript has 2 exons. The record is from RefSeq and is a predicted model, not a curated record. Bases 38 to 5470 code for a protein of 1810 amino acids.
CGACAGUCCUCCACCCCUCGAUGCAACACAAUACACGAUGCUAUCGUCCGUCGCUCCAGCACCUGGAGCCGUCGCACGAGGACAUCGUGGAGACGAGCCCCCGUCGUUAGUUCGACGCUGGGUCGAGUGCAUUGUGUUUGCGAUCUACCUCGGUGCUUCCUUGGCAUUGGCGAUAGCUUACAACCACGUCCUUGUCCCAUCGACCGCCAACGAUUUCUUCUGGUUUCAUUACAAUGCGUCAGUUCAAGCAUUCCUCAUGGACGCCAUCAACGCGCUGCACUCCAUGUCGAGCGCGCCGACGCUAAUCAGUUUGACGUCGCCCAUGUUUGCCCAAGAUCGACCGUACGGUGCCGACACGACCCUGCUGGUCGAGUGCCAAAGGUCAUACCCUCGGCAUUUGUUGUACACUCUUCUCACCGACCUCGAGUCGCACAUUGAAUCGAUGCGGUCAAUGCAAGCCGUCAACCUCGUGUGGGUGCCGACGCAGUACUGCUGGGUCGAUUUUGCCAAGGCGUGGGAGCUCGGGCACACGUCUCGGCGCCAACAACGAUGCGUCAACCGAUACACGCGCAACGCGGCCAUGUACUUGGAAGCAAUGUUGCGCAACACCGACAUGAAGCACUUUAUGGCGGCCCUCGGUGGUCCAGACGGCGAAUUUACGGUUGCCAUCCAUCGCGCGUUGAACAAGUCUGUGGCAGGUCGGUCGUUCAUGGAGCGCCUCGUGGUGGAGCCGUGGCUGACCGUGCCCGACGAAGCAUCUUACUGGCGGAACCAAAACGCCACGGAGUGGAAGCUCCAGUACAUGAACUGGAAACAAACCGGAAGCUCCGACACAGUGUCCAUCAAUUCGGCCUUGGGCUAUGUGUACAACAUGUCGGUGAACGUGAUUCCGUACAGCAUGAUGGCAUUUCAAUGGACGACGUUCAACAUGUACGCUGAAUUUUUCAACGAUUUGUAUGCUGCCCAAGCAGGAAACUUCAGCUUGAUUCGAUCGGACGAAUACUUUGGGGCAGAAGGCAUCGAGUCCAACGUGUACAUGGGUGGCCUCCUUCAAGACGCGAUACAUGAGCUCUUGGGACCACUCAACUCGAUCGACUUGUAUUUGGUUCCACUGCCUUCGCCGUUGGUGGCGCUCUACCGGAGGUUUCGGUCGCAAGCGUACUCGACGGUAACGUUGGGGGAUGGAUCAAACGCGCUGCAAACCAUGUGGCUGGAAAUGGCCCCCAGCAUUCGCGUGAUUCCGUCGAUUCAGGCGUGGAAAAAUGACUCGUUGGUGUUUCUUGGCGGAAGUCCGCUGUGUACGUUUAACAUGACCACUCCGUUCUUGCAGCAAGAAUGGGGCUUCGAUGAUCUCUGCGAAUCACCAACCCCACUGGAAAGUGUCUUGACGCGCCAUAGCGUCCUCUUUGCCGUCGCGAUGACCUCUCUCUCGUCCAUGCAAUUCGUUCAAGCCUCGCGACUGUCCAACAUUUGUCUGUGGAGCGACGACGCUCUUGCUUGUGAAUCCACGUUGACCAACGCACACGCGCUCGUUGAUGUGUUCCUUCCUCGCUUCAAAGAGGAAGAGGCAGCGACGUCGUUGGUGGCCCAAGUCGAAAGCGCCAUUCAAGCGCUUUCGGUCGAGAUCAUUCAAUUUGCGUCCGUGGUGGAAUCGGGACAGCCUGUGCUCUUGCGCCAAGUUGUCCUGGACGCCACCGACCCGUUGAUAACGUUUCUGGGGUGGAAUUACUUGUUCAACUGGGUAACGUUCACGCGCGAAGUCGUCUUCUAUGACGGCGAUGAGGCAUCGCUCAAUUUACUGUCGUAUCAAUACACGACCAACUUCAAACUCCAGCCGAACCUUGAUCAGUUGCCACGCAACGUCGGCGGGUUGCUCAUGUACGGUGUGUGGUACGUCAGCUUUGUCCUGACCAUCGUGGCUGCGGUCCUGCUUUUUGUCGUCCUCGCGGCGGGGGUCCACGACUCGAGUCGCAACAUGCUUCAGUUUCAUCGGGUGGCCAGUUUCACGUGGGUCGGUCGGCCCCUAUUGCUCCUGCGCGGUGUCACAGCUAUCGCUUUGGUCAGUUCUUCCACCACAGGACUGACGUCGAGGCAUGGCGUGACAUGGCUGGAGCACGUCCCUCGAUCAACGUGGCAGUCGCUCCUCGUCGCGAGCGAAGUCACGUGGCUGUCGUACAUCAUGUCGGACGUCGGGUUGCUCGUGGCGGAAACGUAUUCAACGUGGACUGCACCUGUGAGUGCUCUCAUGUCGUUUAUCGCAGUCUUGGUGCUGGACGUCAUGUAUCCUCUGGACUUGACGGUCAACACAAACAAUCGGACGUGUCAAAUCAUUGACUUGGACGCCAACGUGUUCUGUCAAAGUGCCGCGAUAUACAGCGGUAGCUUUGAACGCACGCUGGCUAUAGUUUGCGCCACGAUUGGAAGCUGGCUCGUGUGUACUGCGUCGAGUUACUCCAGGUUACUUUGCCACUGGCGAUUCCGGCCUCAGCAAGACAGCCACGUGUUGUACCCUAGGGCGUCGACAGCCUUUUUCGCUCUUAAGUACAACGAUGGCGGACGCAGUUGGUUAGACCACGGGUCGCAAAUCAUGUGUGGAAUCUUGCCUGUCCCCAAGAUAUCUCGUGGAGCUCUGACGUGGCACAAGCAUUACGUUUUUUCUGUAACAUCGUGGCUCUUUGUCGAUCUCUCUUCAUCGAAGCCAAGGCAAGUCGCUGUCGCUAAACUUGUUCCAUUGGAGUCCACAAAGGCAGCCACCAACACGGCGCAGUCGACUCGUCAACCCAGUCAAAGCAAUGUCGCGACAACUGUGUCCGCAAAGCAAUUCUUGUUUGUCGUGGCCGCGUUAUUGUAUGUCGGUGUCACCUUGGUUAGUAGCGUGAUGUAUCUCGGCGUCCUGCAAGGUCGUCUGUCCAACGACGCAUGGUGGCGAGGCUUCAACUCGACGGGGGUCCAUUAUUACUUGGCCGUGUUGGCGAACAACCUGCCAACAGUGUGGUCCCAGCCGUCCGUUCGCACAGUAUUGGAAUUGGACCAAGCCAUGUACAGUCUCCGCGGGUUCUACAACAUCAGCACCAACAAUGAGAUUGCCUUCUCGCCUGCCUACGCUCACGCAACCACCUAUCACGUGUUCCAGGACCUUCUCGCAGUUAUUACAGCUUUGCGCAACAUGGACGGGUGCCAUGCUCCGUGGAUUGCCACGCAGUAUUGUUGGGUUGAUUUUGAAAAGGAGUGGGAAUUGGCCAACACCCUACAACGCCAACGUCGGUGUGAGCGCCACGACUCGCGAAAUGCCGCUGUCUUUUUGGAAUCAAUCUUGCGCAAUGUUCCAAGGUCCGAAUUCUUGGCGUGUUGGGGUCACUCGUUUCAAGUGGCGAUUGCCAACGAGUUGGAGGUCUCUCAAGCGGGUCGGUCGUGGCUAUUCGCAACGCUCAGCGUGACUUUGUCGAGUGAAGUUGACGAAGUCAGCACGUGGCGCAGUCACGGCCUCGACUCAUUUCACACGCAAUGGCAAAACUACAAGGUGUCGGGGAUAUUGGAAACCAUCGACGCCGUCAACGCAUUCGGGGUAUCGUACCCGCUGACUCUUAAACAAUCGAACGGGACGUGGCGGUUUGAAGCGCAGACAACGUUUAAAAUGUACUGGAUGUGGGGCAGCGACCUAUGGGCCGUUGGCCAAGCCACCAACCAAUCUUCGGUGAUAUCAGGACGGUCGUUGGUGCGGUCAAGCUCCCGGUAUGCCUUUGCCAACACGUCCAUGACAAAUGUGUUGGUGCACAACUCGACACUCAUCGUGCCGUUGGUAUGGUCUGCCCAGUUAUUUCAAGACACGUUUGGGCCGUUUGGGUCUAUCGACAUGAAAUACAUCGCGAUGCCAGCGACCGCCGCGUCCUUCCUCGGCGAGUUUCACCUGUACCUGUCCAAAUUGCUCUACGCCAACCAAAACGCCACCGACGACUUUGCCCUAAUUCCCGCCCGCACGUACAUGGCAUACCUUCCACCACAAUGGACCCCAGACAACAAUUUCUCGUUUGGGGGAGGCAACCCGCUUUGCACCACAAUAGGGCCCGCGAUGGAAAAGUUCGCCUUUGCCUACCUUGACCUGUUGUCGCCCUGCUCGCAAAUUGCAGUCCGAGAAGGGUCGUAUGUACCCCCCGGAGAAGUGUUUUUUGCGAUUGCUGCGGCGCGGACCAUCAACUCCACGAUAUCUCCCAGUGGCAUGUGUGAUCAAGCGACCGAGCAAAGCAACUGCAGACGGGUCAUGACGACAGCUUGGCCGUAUGCGAUGAAGUACUUGAGUCAAUCCUUGUCCAGUCAGUCAGCGUUGACCGUUGCCAAGACACUGCACCAGCUAGACGUGAACCUGUUUCAAUAUGGGUUACACCAGGGACGUCACGUCAUCACGACAGCCAAUGCGUUUGAUAUGACCAUUGCCGGAGGGUUUUGGGGCUGGAGCUACCUCCAUCAGUGGGCUGUCGGCCAACGUGAAGUCGUGUGCUUGACAGGGGACAUUGCGUCUGUCACGUUGCUCACUGCCGUCGUCAAGAGCUCAGCAUGCACACUCAAUCCCGCUGAGAUCCCGCACAGUUUGUCCUUGUACUUUAUGCGUGGCGUCCAGUACGUGACGAUAAUGUUGAUGAUGGUGGCGUCGGUCGUUGUCAUCGCAACAGUCGUGGUCAGUUGGGGGAACGUCGAGCCGUGGAACUUGUUCAAGAUAAAUCGUGUCGGUGGCAUCGUCUGGGUCGGGCGACCACUCCUCUUUCUUCGAGCGACUUCUGCCAUUGCAUUGCUCAGCACGGGGUCGCUGGAACUUGAAGUCAUGCCGACGACGCGACGGACCAAGUUCAGCUCCCCACCGCCCACGACAGCCUUUUCCGUCUUGGAAACGUGUUUGAUAUCGGGCGAAGUAUGCUGGCUCACAUACGUUCUGAAUGACAUGCUGACCGUGUGGACGAAAGAAAACACAAAGGGGUAUGCAUGGCGCAGCUCCCUCCUCCUGUGGCUUGUCGCGUCCAUUUUGCAGGUUGUGUCGCCGCCGAACGUCUCCGCUACGCUGCAGCGGCAAUGUCGCACCGUGAACUUUGAUUUGCAGAUGGUGUGUUCAUCCGGCAUGAUUGCGAUCGGCAACAGCUCCAGGUUUGCCCACCUUUUGUACCUGUCGCUCGGAAGUACUGCGGUCUGCUACGCUGUUGAGAAGUAUCGUCGACCCAAACUCCCCCCCUCAAGAAUCCCGUCUCUGCUUCUGUACUCUUUGUCAGUGUACACGUUCCCGUUUGUGAACUGGACCGACUCUGACGGCCAUGUGUACUUGGAUGCGGCCAGCGCCUUCCUCAACGGUCUCAUUAUGGUGCCGCUUAAGGGCUUCAAGUUCUACGUCCUGGACAUCAAGACGUGGCGAGUGUUCACCAUGCCCAUGUCCCAGCACCCCCGCUUUAAGCGUGCCCUCGUCUUACCGCCAGAGCAGUCAGCGUAGUUGGCUAGGCUGUUCGUAUCAAUAAAAUGUGGCCAAGGAAUGAACCCGCCCGUUCACAUCG